UGCAGCGAUGCGGAUGUGGUCCGCCUGUCACACACCAGCGGAUCAACUCAUUGGGGGAACUCUGCUGCCAGUCAUCUGUCCGUCUUCUUCUUUAACUUCUCUCCAGCUCGGCAAUUCCACGCUGAUUCCGCCCGGGUCCUGAUAACAUUGAGAGAGAAAGGCACCGUUACACAAACACUGAGGGGGGCAGUGGGUGCGACCCCCCGCCCUGCCGCAAGAGCACACAGCCCCACCACAGCUCAGCUGACCUCACUGGCAGGGGAGAGCUUUGACCCGUGGACUGGUCCACAUGCGGCCAGCGCAGCAGGAAAAAACGUUAGCGUCGGGGGAACACCUACCCGGAAACAGCCUUGCCUCAGUAGCGAAAAUCCAGCAAAAUACUCUUCGCUCUGCAUUUUUUCCUUUCGGGCUCUGUUCAAACGUUUGUUUCUCUAGCUCCAGAAGUCAUCAGCUCUUUCAAGACAAAGUGAUUCACAGCAGACCAAAUGUUUGGCUAGGAUGGUGGUAGAAGUGGUCCUGGUUGACUUUUCAGAUGUUCCUCAUGGUUCCAUUCAGAAAUGGCUUUGCCGUGCUGUGGACGUAAUGAGCACGUGCAGUCUGGUCGAGUGUCCAUAUGUCUUCAUGAUGUACAGCCAAAGAAAUACAGACAGUGCAAAUAAUGACGUCCAGAGUUAUUUGUAUCAAUUGUCAGAGCACGUUGAAAUGCCAAAAGGAAACCUUGAGGUUUUGGUACAAUCCAGUUUUGCUGGCAUCCUGUACACUGCCAAGAAGAAGAUCGAUGAACAGAGCCUCAGCCUCAUUCAGGUGAUUGCGUCCACAGAUAGGAGAGCCACACUGGAGCUCUAUGUAGAGCAGCUUUUUACUGCAACUUAUAAAUUCACAUUUGAGACACUAGUGAUGGAGAGUGAAGGAGAAAUAAAACUACAUUUGCCAGUACCUGCCAUUAAAGAACACGUUCUCUUGAGCCAACAAGCAGAUUAUAUUUGGAAGGACAUCCGGGCAUUCUUGGCCCAACUCAAAGGAGAUAUGGGAGAGAUUGUAAUUCUCAAGUCUCUGUUGAUCCCAGAUGUAUUUCUUCAUGGCUUUACUACCAGAACAGGUGGUAUAUCCUACCUACCAGGCCUCACUUCCUUAAAUCUCUUCAGUAGCUGGAAACGUAGAGACCCAAAGGCCGUGGUUACUGAGAAUGUCCGACGGUUGAGCACAAGCGCAGGAUUUAAUGCAAAAAUCUUCUACCUCGCAAAGGUAAGCCAUGGAAGCAACAUCUGGACUUUGGGGAAGCCUGAGCCUGAAAACUAUGAUGGAAUGGUGACAAACUGGAAAGGCGUCACCAUAGCAGCACCAGGAGCAGACUGCAUUCCUCUCCUGUUUGCUGAUCCUAUCCAGCAAGUGUGUGGAGUAGCUCAUGCAGGAUGGAAGGGUACAUUGGCAGGAGUUGCUAUGGCUACAGUGAGCGUGAUGAUGGCUGAAUUUGGCUGCAGUGCUAGAGAUAUUCUGGUGGUGAUGGGUCCUUGUGUGGGCCCAUGUUGCUUCACCCUUCACCAAGAGGCAGCCAGAGAGUUUGUGAAGAUCAACACCAACUGUGUGAAAGGGACCAAUUCUCCCCGUCCAAAUAUUGACCUUAGACAAGCAACAAGAGUUUUACUGGAACGUGGAGGGAUUCUGGCUGAAAACAUAAGUGAUGAUUCCACGAGCAGUAAAUGUAAGGAUGUGACUCCUUGCACAGCCUGCCACCCGGACAAGUUCUUUUCAUAUAGUCGGGAUGGAAGCAACUUUGGAACUCAAAUUGGAUUUAUCUCUGUCAGAGACUAGCUGUAAACCUGCCAUCGCAUACAGUUGCUCAUACUUAAGGUUAUCAAGGUGAACAUGGACAAAGUCAAGCUUGGAAGCUUUUCACUCUAUUUUCUGGAAGACAGACAAAGUGGACAUAAGGCAUGUGUAAGAUUAGCAUAUCACCAAAGAGGCACCUUAUUGUUACAGCCCCUGGGUCAUGUUAUUGUAUGAUUAGACACUGGGCAGUAAAACAUUUUCCUGUUGACAGGAAGUGGGGGUGACUCAACCCGAGGGAAUAUCUAAUCUCGACCUGAAAUUUGUAACACUGCGCAGCAUCAGCAAGUUAAACCGCCGGCGAUCUUUUUGUGUGCUGAAAUAAUAACAGCACUUUGCAUUUGCGUAGCGCUUUCAUCUCCCACAAAGCUUUGUAAGAUGGGGGUUCAGAGCCUAUGGAGGAGCUAGGGAAGAGGGUUGGGAGAAAUGACCAAACAUGGUUGGAGAAAUGUGUUUGAGGAGGUUUUUGAAAGUGAGGUGAUAGGUGUUAGGAAGGGAAUUGCAGAGGGGCAACUGAACACUGUGUCAGCAAAUGGGGGGAGAGAAAGGGGGAAAAUGCAUAGAAGGCCAGAUUUGGAAGAUUGAAAAGUGUGAGAUGGGACAUAAGGAUGGAAGAGUUUACAUGGUAGGAUGGAGGGAUUGAUCAAAGGAUAAGGAUUUGGAAGUGGAUGUUCUAUUGGACGAGUGUGUUGAUGAGGAUAGAGAUGACAGUUGAUGUGACUUGGAAUUGAAUAGAAAUCCACGAACAGAGUUUUGAAAUCAGUUGGAGUUUAGUUAGGGUAGAGCUUGGAAGGUCAUUGAGGAGACCUUUGACAAAGCCAAGUGUGGAAGUAAGCAAGAUCAUGGUGGAGGAAUGAAGAUAUCAGCAGUGUUGACGAUGAGGUCAGAAUGGAGAAGGGCAACAGUAGAGGUGGAAGUAGGCAGUCAUGGUGAUCAGCUGGAUUCCCUGCAGGGCACCAAAGUAACCCAGUGUGUGUUCUGAGCUGGGCCAGGAGCCAGGAAAGGAGGACGGAAUGAGAACCGAAAUGUCAAGUUGUUGGCAGGAAAGAGAAAGGAUGCUUUUGGUUGUGCAGUACUGAGCUGGACAAAGUUCCAGUUCACCUACGCCUGAUAUCAGACUCCAAGUUAAGCAGUGCUCCACGAAUGAUAGCUUGAGCAAGAACUACAGUGUAGUAAAGUAUAUUUUAAUAAAAUACAUUAAGACCCCCCAUCACCCCUUCUGCACAUCAUGAGCCUGACCAUAGCCAUCCUCUUUUAGUUCCUCCCUCAAAAGUGUUCCUGUUUUCCUGUCGUACGUGAGAUUUUUGCUGUUAAAUCCUUGCUUCCCAUACUGAAGUUGUCAUUAAUGUGGACAAUUCACCCUUGUCUGGGUCUGACUGACUGAACAGCAGUGGCUGCAGUGACUGAGCUCAUCAUCAAAGUGACUCAGGGGCAUCUCUCCCCUGGCCCCAGUAACAUAGCAUAAAAGCUCCUCUCAUCCCAGGGAGGCUGUGACAGAGCUGUGUUACCUGUUGCAGCACCAGAUGUGGCCCAGCACCAGGCCAUCACUUGCCUGAGGCUCCGAAGGUGACUGUGUUUCUAUACUUCAGGUUCAUUCCAAGCUGCACCAGGUAAGCAGCAAUUUCAGGGCAUUACUGCAUCAAACAACUGACAGACACAUCCAUUGCGAAGUUCAAACACAUAUACCCACUUCCCAGUGGAGGCAGCGAAGUAGAAACAAAGAAUUGUGACAAGUGAAUCACUUGCAUGAUUGAUUUAUGGAGUUUGAAAGUUUAUUUCCAUGCCAGAUCCAGAUCAUUAUAUUACUGUCCAAUCAGUCUGGCUAACAGAAUCAGGUCCUAGAUACACCCGUCAACCUUUACGAGAAAAACGUUUGUAUUAUGUCAGGCUUCAGAUGCUAGAUGCGUCAGUAAAAAAAGAGUUUAGAAGUAGUGUUUAUGAGGAUUUUGUGAAAGGGCAGUGGGGAGCAAAUUUUAAAAAGUUAUUAAGAAAAUGAAAAGUUUAGCAAAACAAUGAUCAUGAGGAGAGUAUUCUUCUAUUGAUCUCUGAUUGUGAUCAAUUUGGGCAGAAUUUUGCCCUUGGCGGGUGGGGGCAGACGGGAAGCUGACCGCCGCCUGCGAUUGGGGCCAUACCGCGAUUUCAUGCUGGGCGGGCCAGUUAUGGCUCACCCAGCGUGAAAUGUGUGCGGCAGCGCUUGGCACUGCCUGUGCAGUGGGGGGAGGAGGAGGGCGAGUGGGGCAAUCACGAACUUUGCACAUGCGCCUGACUGAGCGCUUGAAAAUCUCCCUAAGGCACAGAGCUGCCUCAGGGAGAUGAAGCGCUUU
Carcharodon carcharias (great white shark) is the source of this 4151-nucleotide messenger RNA. RefSeq names its product laccase (multicopper oxidoreductase) domain containing 1 (gene lacc1). NCBI's taxonomy places the organism in Eukaryota, Metazoa, Chordata, Chondrichthyes, Lamniformes, Lamnidae. The coding region runs from base 499 to 1812 and encodes 437 amino acids. Gene Ontology annotation, molecular function: copper ion binding. The record is from RefSeq and is a predicted model, not a curated record. The transcript has 7 exons.